Dicrocoelium dendriticum is the source of this 1735-nucleotide messenger RNA. NCBI's taxonomy places the organism in Eukaryota, Metazoa, Platyhelminthes, Trematoda, Plagiorchiida, Dicrocoeliidae. The record is from the annotation of a GenBank genome assembly.
UCCCUGGACUUUACAUUGUAUUUAUACAAAUGAAGGCGCAUAUGGAUCAACAAGCCAAAAUUCUCGUGUCGAAAUCUCUCAACCAUCCUUACAUGCCUCCGACAGAACGUGUGCGACGUAGAACCCAUGUCACUCGUAAAGAGUGGGAAGCGAUCUGGCUCGCCGUAUCACCUCCAGUAAAAAUAGCAUCAGUGGAAAAGAGCAGCCUGAAGUUUUGCGCUAAGCUUUAUCGGGCCAUGCACAAACUGGCAACCAGGUUAGGUUAUUCGGAGGAAGAUCAUGAACAACUAAGGUUGUAUUUAACGGAAGUUGUGCAAAUCUCUCCGCAUCAUUCCUUAAUUUUGAUUUUUCCAUCAAUUGAUCGAGUGUGCCUCCCCCCUACUGCUAAUGAUCCUACUCCUCCUGGAUGCGCGUGGUGUUCUAUGGCGUUUUUCGAGCGUCAUCUUGGAAUUACCUAUGAUCCCAAAUUCCAUAGACGAGCCUACACUCUGUUAGCAAUGUUAGAACUGCUGGUGCCGAUCUCCAACUUCAUGCAAAGGCAGUGUAUCAGUGAUAGCGAAUGGACAAAGUGCUCAGAAAGAACCAAUGCAUUGCAAUCGUUGUUACAAACUGUCGACGCGUUACUCUCCGAGAAACGUUGGUUAAGUGAUGCCAUUGGGACAGCUAGAGAUCGAAAACGGAUUUAUCCCGCAACCCUAAAUAUGGGUGAAAUGAAACGAUAUCUGGAACUCAGUGUAGCUUCAAAAUUGAAGGAAGAAAGUUCCGUAGAAUUAACAAACAUUGUUAGCGAAAAAUUAGUGGAAGAAACUAAAAAAUAUAGUACUAUGUCAUCGGUUGACAGUUUGGUAAACUCACUGAGCGCAAAAAUACGACGACACACGGAUGAGACCUUUUCUAACGGGACAGAAAAUGUGAGGUUGAAAGGAAUAGAUAUUGUAACGAGGAGUGCCCCUAUCUCUCGUGGUGACGAGAAACCGGCAAAUGUUCUCCGAAUUUACGUAGAGUAUCCGACUGGUCUACCUCAUGGCAUAUGUGUCAGAGUUUCCGCAAAAUUAACCACUACAUCCAGAGACAUUGUUGAAAUGACUGUACAUCGCGUGGCACAAACCGUGAAGCAAAAGAGUUUGCUACAGAACCCCAGAUGGUUAAAUGAACAUGAGUGUGGCUCUUUUGUGACCCCUGAUUUGUGUUGUCUAGUUGUGAAUUUGGGUACAGUGGAGCGAAAAUUGCUUAGUACCGUAAGGCCUUUGUUGUUACAACAUCCGUGGCGCUCGGGGAGAUUUUGUGUGCGUUUGAUGAAAAAUGUACACUCCAGUAUCACGAGGACUAAUUCUCCAGUUAAUGUAUACCUAGCUGCCGCUCAAAAUGCGCAGAUAUUGAAUACACAGCCCAUGUUUUACCCAGUGAGAACAUACAAAGCUCGCAUUACUGAAGUGCUUACUUCCUGCAUAAUGGCCACCAUUUCCCCACCGCCUACAGUAUAUGUUAAUGGGCUACCAAUACAAAACCAUGACAACAGGAAUUGUUGAUCGACCAGUCCACAAUGGGGCAAUUGAGAGCUAUUCCAUGCCUCCUUCCUGCUACUGCCUUUCGCAAAACCUUCUCUUUCUGCAGUUGUUCUAUCCACAGGAUAAGUUUUACUUCAUCCACAAUUGCAGAUAAUUUGUUGCAGUUUGAUUCUAACUCACGGUACCGACUAAAACCUACAGAAGAUAUAUUUUUGAUAAAAAGCAAA